Messenger RNA from Triticum aestivum (bread wheat), 1586 nucleotides. RefSeq lists its product as uncharacterized. The record is from RefSeq and is a predicted model, not a curated record. NCBI's taxonomy places the organism in Eukaryota, Viridiplantae, Streptophyta, Magnoliopsida, Poales, Poaceae. Bases 45 to 1412 code for a protein of 455 amino acids. The transcript is spliced from 3 exons.
UAAAGCCUUUCGCCGACAUUCUGGACCAUCUUUGCAAUGGCAACAUGACUGGGAAGACCCCUUAUGAUGUAAGGAUAAAAAAUAAGCGUGCACUACAGCACAACAUCAGGCCUCGACCAUUGUCUGACAAAGAUUUUAUGGUGGUGAGGAGAGUACCUAUUGAGCACCGUGACCAACAUGUUCAGUCCCUUGAGAAAGCAGAGACACCUAUUACAGAUCAAUGGAGACUGGUCCUCUAUAAUUAUUUAAAUGAUGUUGUUGCUGCUCAACCGGUGAAGUCUAAAGAGCUACGGCGGGGCAAUGUACUGAAACAGAAUGCCCUAGCUGGGUCCUCCUCUGCUCAUCCGCUAUCAGCGGAUAAUGAUAUAUCAGACACUGCCCCAUCCGCUAGCGGAAAAAGACACAGACAAUCUACAGCGCCUCACGUGGAACAAGAAGAAAGGCUGCCCUCAAAGCGCAAACUUGAUUUCGGCCAAGAAUCCAAUUUUUCAGAACCAAUAACAUUGGAUGGUCCGUCAUUAGAUGUUGAACUCAGUAACUUUGUUAGUGAAGAAGAUUUUGGCCAUGUCCUCACGGGAGAAAAGGACCAUGGCCUUGGUGACCUCUUCAAUUUAUCUGUCGAGGAUUAUAUCAUUGGCGAGCGUGGCACAAGUCGUCCACCUUCCAGCCCGGGUGUGGUUGAAAUUGUGCCCCCUACCCCUAGUGCUCUUGGUUUCUUGUCAACUUUACCUGGUUGCGAACAAGAAAUUCGCCACUCACAAGACCCUAAGGUGAUGGUAGUAUCAGGAAAAGACGCAGAGAUGGACUGCAGUUUCGUCAAGGACACGUUUAUGGAGGCUACAGAUUUCGUGGUAAAACGAGCCCUCGAAGGACUGAACGACUCUACCCUCGGUGAUCCCAAGCGACGCAUCAUGCUUGAGAGCGUUUCUCAGACGCUGCCCACGCAAGUACCUGAGGUAGCUAAGGUGCAGGCCAUGUUGGUCGGGCUUAUUGAUCUUUCCAAGAAGUUGGAGGUUGGCCAGACUAAGUUCACGGAGGAAUCCGAGCGAGAUGAGCAUGUUGUUGCUGAAGUAGGACUUAAGAUUAAGUCUGGCCAUGAGGUUUCCAAGGCCAUAAUUGAGGACUUAUCUGCCGUAGAAAAGAAGUGCACUGAAAUGGAGGCACGUGAAGCAGAGUUGAAGGCCCAGUUUGAAGAGGUUACUGCUACUUUGCACAGGCUUAAGUUGGAAAUGGAACAACGCCGACAAGCACAUGAUGCCCAUAAAUCUGAACAGGAGAAGUUGGUGAAGAGUGUACAGGAUACCAAUGCUGGCAAACGUGCAAGGCUUGCUGAAUUUAAACAAAAGACAGCAGAUUUAAAGACUGAAGCAAGUCAGUUGUUGAACAGCCUGCAGAACUGGCGAGCUCUUUGAGAAGGCGUAGACUUUGUUUAGUUCUCUUUUAUUUGGCCAUUUCAAUUCAUCAUUUUCUUUUGAAUCACUUUAUGUUCAGUACUCAGUUUCGCUUCAAAUGUAGCAGUACUUUGUUUAUUCAGGUGGGAACUCCAAAUUUUAUGCAUGAUGUGCUAGUACGCCAGCUUUGACGUU